Gongylonema pulchrum is the source of this 225-nucleotide messenger RNA. NCBI's taxonomy places the organism in Eukaryota, Metazoa, Nematoda, Chromadorea, Rhabditida, Gongylonematidae. The record is from the annotation of a GenBank genome assembly.
AUGCUGAAGUUCAAUCGUUUGUCGCGGAUCUCCCCUGAGGUCGAUGUGAUUGUCGAUGCGCUGAAGCAUUCGAAAAUUAUGGAAUUGUUCGAAGAUGGCAGUAAAAUACGACGCAGCCCCGAAAAGCCAUUACCAGAGAAUUCGCUCGAGUACUGGCAAGUUGUGAAGCUGCGCACAGCGUACAUUGUAUGCUCUAGCAUUCGCUUAUUUGUUUCGCAAAUUUGA